Messenger RNA from Capsella rubella, 846 nucleotides. RefSeq names its product putative F-box protein At4g05475. The record is from RefSeq and is a predicted model, not a curated record. Gene Ontology annotation, molecular function: protein binding. Lineage: Eukaryota; Viridiplantae; Streptophyta; Magnoliopsida; Brassicales; Brassicaceae.
AUGUCUGCCUCAUCUUCUACUGUCGUGCCUCCGCCGAUGAUGAUAGACUGGACGGAGCUUCCUUUGGAGUUGACGUCUUUGAUCUUACUACGACUCGGUGCUGUUGAGAUACUUGAAAACGCUCAGAAGGUGUGCACACAGUGGCGUAGCAUCUCUAAAGACCCUUCUAUAUGGCGAAAAAUCGAUAUGCGAGACCUGGGAAAUCGCAAAAAAGGCGACUUGGAUUUCGGUAUCUUGUGUCGUCACGCUGUUGAUCGUAGCCAGGGCGGCUUGUUGGAGAUCAACUUUGGUGCUUUCGCGACCGAUGAACUCAUCACCUACGUCGCUGAGAGAUCAAGGAAUCUAACAAGUCUUGGACUUGGAAGGUUCUUUAAAUGUGUGACGAAAGCAGGAUUUAUGAAGGCAAUCGAAAAACUUCCAUUCCUUGAAACCUUCGAGCUCGCACACUCAGGGAUUAUACUGGAUUUAAAAGCUGUAGGCCACGCUUGUCCUCGGCUAAAGACAUUGAAGAUAAACUCCUUAGGAUUGUUAGCCUACAUAUUCAGCAUCAAUUCUGAUGAUGAUGAUUAUGCCCUAGGAAUCGCUGAAGCUAUGCCCCAACUACGCCACCUCCAGCUCAUUGGGGACAGAAUAACAGCCAAUGGCUUGAAGGCAAUUCUUGACGGUUGUCCUCACCUAGAACACCUUGAUUUACGCAAGUGUUUCAACAUUAACCUUGCUGGAAAUCUUGAGAAACAAUAUUUGGAGGGGAUCAAAGCGCUUAGACGCCUGGAUGACUCCACCACUGACUACCCAUAUGAUAUCACUGUUUUCAAGUAUGGUUUUGUUGGUCUUGUCAACUUAUGA